Neoarius graeffei (lesser salmon catfish) is the source of this 1400-nucleotide messenger RNA. RefSeq names its product nucleoporin 42 (gene nup42). Gene Ontology annotation, cellular component: nuclear envelope. Gene Ontology annotation, molecular function: nuclear export signal receptor activity; metal ion binding. The record is from RefSeq and is a predicted model, not a curated record. Bases 66 to 1217 code for a protein of 383 amino acids. Lineage: Eukaryota; Metazoa; Chordata; Actinopteri; Siluriformes; Ariidae. The transcript is spliced from 7 exons.
AGCCGAAGCGGAAGGAGCAACUUGUUUGUUAUCGUGAGCGCUGCUGCUGUUGUUGUCGUGUGGAGAUGACGGUGUGUAGUUACUUUCUGGAAGGGAGAUGUCGGUAUGGAGAUAAAUGCUGGAAUGAGCACCCGAGAGGAGGGAGAAACCACCCGAACCGCGGCGGGGGAGGCUCAGUGAACCGGGUGUGGGUGAACCCAUCUCACCGCUCAGGGGGAGGCAUGGUCCAGCCCUCAUCUUUCUCCCAUGGAGGAGGGGAUUGGGGCAGAGGGAGCAGCGGAUCAGGGAGAGAUGACCAGAACUUCAGCUUUAACACACAGAACCGGUUCUCCACCCUGAGCAACACGCAGAGUGGAUAUGGGAGAACCGGAGGAGGAGGAGACGAUACUGAUAAACAGCUAGAGGUGAUUCAGAAGGACAUGGAGAUGUGGCAGAGCUCGGGACAAUGGCUCUUCUCCUGCUAUUCCAUCCUCAAAGCCUCCAUCACGGGGUUUGUCGAGCUAUCUCCAGAGGAACUGAGAAUGGAGUACUACACCAGCAGAGCCACUGGAGACCUACAGUCUUAUGUUAAUUCAGUCCAGCAGCUGGCCAAUCAGUGGAGAUCCAGAGUUCAGGAACUGAGAAGCAUGAGCGCGAACACACGGACCGCCAUGAUAGCAGAGUUGAACAACCCCAGAGUUGCACAGGCAUCCUCAGGUGGAGGGAUUUUCAGUUCUUCAGCAUCGACAGGGUUUGGAUCUUCAGCAGCGUCGACAGGGUUUGGAUCUUCAACAUCUGGGUUCCGAGUUGGAGGAUUUAGCUCGAAUGUUCAGAGUAGUGCUGCUGGGUUCAGCUUCUCUGCAUCCAAUCCCGGGUUUGGAUCAUCCGGGGCUCAGCCAGCUUCAUCUGGGUUUGGCUCGUCGGCUCCCUCUGCCUCUACCUUCUCCUUCGCCGCGCCUGUAGGAGCGACGGCGAGUAAAAGCUCUGCCACAGGGUUCAGCUUCUCGUCUGCGGCGGCAGGAGGCUUCAGCAGCUCAUCCACUGCUCCUGCUGGGGGGGGAUUUGGUGGUGGAGCGAGUGUGACUGGGAGUACAGAGGACAGGAAAAGUGGAGGAGACAGCUUAUACACUGCUCAGAGUGAACUCUCAGAAGACGAGCUCCGAGAGUUCACUGCGAAACGAUUCACACUGGGACGGAUUCCACUCAGACCGCCACCUGCUGAACUGCUCACUGUCUGACCUCUGACCCUGAAACGAGGAGGCGUUUUACUGAUGAUGAAGGUUCUGUUCUGUGAACCCUGAAGGUGGCUGAUGUGUAGAUUGGGGAAGUGUUCAAUCCUAAUCUCACUUACACUCAGAUGAAUUAUGGACUUUUAGACUAGUUUUAUAAUAAAUAUAUUAAACAUUUAAUGUGUAUGUGAA